UAUAGUGUGUCCAGAACAGUUUUUAUUCCUGUGUGUCAGAUUUAAACUACACCGAAGGUCAAGAGGUCAGAGGGUAAAGGCUAUUCCCCCAGCAUUCACGUCUGUAGGAUACACAGCCAUCUUGGAUCUGCGAGGAGAGGGUAAAUUAAUGCGGUGACAUACGGAAUGUUCAGUACAAGUAGAAAGAAGUUUGUGGAGGGGGUCGAUAGUGACUACCCGGAUGCAGAGAGCAUGUACCAGUAUACCCAGCCAAUGUUCCCACACCGAGAGAAAGACAUGCUGACAUCUCCUUCGCCGUCGUCGUCAAGUCAAUUGUCACAGCUUGGUGCGAGUUUGUACGGUCCGCAAAGUGCACUAGGUUUCCCAUUAAGAGGCAUGAGUAAUAACAACCCUCAACUGAACCGGAGUUUAACGCAAGGCACUCAGCUACCGAGCCAUAGCACCCCAACAACAGGCGUCCCAACAAUGUCCCUCCACACGCCACCGUCGCCGAACAGGGGCAUCCUGCCCAUGAACUCCAGGAACUUGAUGAGCUCGCAGGUAGGGCAGGGCAUGGGCAUGAGUGGCAGGACCAACAGUAUGGGCAGCUCGGGCCUGGGCAGCCCCAACCGCAGCUCCCCAAGCAUUAUCUGCAUGCCCAAGCAGCAGCCAGCACGCCAGCCAUUUACCAUCAACAGUAUGUCAGGAUUUGGAAUGGGGCGGAGCCAGGGGUUUGGAAUGAACUCCUUAUCCAAUAACAUCUUCAACGGGACAGAUGGGAGUGAAAACGUGACCGGAAUAGACCUCUCAGAAUUCCCAGCACUCGCAGACAGAAGUCGGAGAGAGGGAAACGGCAACCCAACACCAUUGCAUAAUCCGCUGGCUGGAAGGGCACCGUAUGUUGGAAUGGUCACAAAGCCAUCGAACGAACAGUCGCAGGACUUCUCCAUUCACAACGAAGACUUCCCAGCUCUGCCCGGGCCCAACUACAAGGACCCGACGUUGAGCACGGAUGAAAGCAAAUCAGUGGUCCUGUCCCAGUUCUGUGAGCUUUACCAGAGUUUUUUGGUUCAACAGAGCUUGAACUCAUCAGGCAAGGGCAGCUCAAGUGUGGACGGACCUAAGUUUCCUGGCGAUAAGACAUCAUCAGCACAGAAUAACAACCAGCAAAAGAAAGGAAUCCAGGUGUUGCCUGAUGGCAAGGUAACAAACAUUCCCUCAGGAAUGGUGACGGAUCAGUUUGGAAUGAUUGGACUCUUGACAUUCAUCCGGGCAGCUGAGACGGACCCUGGGAUGGUUCACCUAGCUUUAGGAAGCGACCUAACAACGCUAGGACUCAACCUGAACUCUCCAGAGAAUCUGUAUCCCAAGUUUGCAUCACCAUGGGCUUCGGCUCCAUGUCGACCACAAGACAUCGACUUCCAUGUUCCCUCAGAGUACUUAACCAACAUUCACAUAAGGGAUAAGCUGGCUGCAAUAAAACUGGGACGAUACGGUGAAGAUCUGCUGUUCUACCUCUACUACAUGAACGGAGGAGACCUCUUACAACUCCUCGCUGCUGUGGAGCUCUUCAACCGGGACUGGCGGUACCAUAAAGAAGAAAGGGUUUGGAUAACAAGAGCACCAGGCAUGGAGCCCACGCUAAAGACCAACACUUACGAGAGAGGAACAUACUACUUCUUUGAUUGUCAUAACUGGAGGAAGGUUGCAAAGGAGUUUCACCUGGAAUACGACAAGCUAGAGGAGAGGCCUCACGUGCCAACCACCUUCAACUACAAUCCGGCCCAGCAGGCGUUCUGAAGCUGAGUCCAUCAGCGCCGGGGAGCUCUAAGAGCGAUCGGCAGAGACAGCCAGCCGACCUGCCCGACCACAAACCUGGUUUUAUUCCUCAACUGUUCGGACAAGGACUGCGGGAGGGGGGGUGGGGUCUCCACCAUGAGAGCUGUGGGGAGGGGCCCUGCCUUACGAAUUAUGUGCUGCCCAAAAACAAACUCUAUAUUUUCAUUCUGUUUUUAAUUCCCCUUAUUUUCUUUCUCCCUCCAUUUCAUUUCGAGCAGGGUCAAUGUUUUCUUUCUCCUGUGAUGGGAAGCCCCUAUUGGUGUUUGCCUGGAGUCUAAGUUGCAGAACAGCACACACACACCCAUUGGUAUAAAAAGCAGCCGGCGCUUUGUUUUCCGAAGCGUCGCGCUGACAAACAGGACAGACACAAAGACAAAUCCAAUACAUGUGAAUACACAAGGGCAAAAGAAAAUGCAAUGUUCAUUGUUGCACUAUUUAGUAAUAAAAGAACACAAAAAUC
Molecule: messenger RNA, 2278 nt
Organism: Triplophysa dalaica
Lineage: Eukaryota; Metazoa; Chordata; Actinopteri; Cypriniformes; Nemacheilidae
Gene: cnot2
Product: CCR4-NOT transcription complex, subunit 2
Exons: 15
Coding region: 166-1779 (537 amino acids)
Biological process (GO): nuclear-transcribed mRNA poly(A) tail shortening; regulation of DNA-templated transcription; regulation of stem cell population maintenance
Cellular component (GO): P-body; CCR4-NOT core complex
Source: RefSeq, a predicted model, not a curated record